Messenger RNA from Symbiodinium necroappetens, 165 nucleotides. NCBI's taxonomy places the organism in Eukaryota, Dinophyceae, Suessiales, Symbiodiniaceae. The record is from the annotation of a GenBank genome assembly.
GAUGCAAUCAUGGAGUUUUUCAAAGAGCAUGCCGUGAAGGGCAAGACGGACACAGAGAUCGUCAAGGUCGUGAUCGGUUGGGACAUUGAAGAGUUCCGAGAGAACAUCUCAAAGUUGAAGGAGCUGAAGAAGAGGCUGGAUGAGAAGGACAGUAGCGACCCGGAG